Messenger RNA from Salvelinus sp. IW2-2015, 561 nucleotides. The record is from RefSeq and is a predicted model, not a curated record. Lineage: Eukaryota; Metazoa; Chordata; Actinopteri; Salmoniformes; Salmonidae.
AUGGCUGUGAGACAGGUAGGGCCCUUCCCAGAUCUACUCCCUGCUCUCAGUGGUGAGGACACAACCAAAAGUUUCUUCCAAGAGCUGGUGAACAUUCUCCUCAGCUAUGUCUGCAAGUCGUUCAGACGGAGCUCCAAAGUCCUGGACUUCCACCACCCUCACCAACUCAGAGAGGGCCUGGAGGGCUUCAGUCUGGAGCUCCCAGAGCAGCCCGAGAACCUGGAACAACUCCUGGUUGACUGCAGGGAUACCUUGAAGUAUGGAGUCAAAACAGGUCACCCACGCUUCUUCAAUCAGCUGUCAUCAGGGCUGGAUGUCAUCGGUCUGGCCGGGGAAUGGCUGACGUCUACCGCCAACACAAACAUGUUUACAUAUGAAGUGUCCCCAGUGUUCAUUCUGAUGGAGGAAGUUCUACUGAGGAAGAUGCAGAAGAUUGUGGGUUGGUCAGAGGAAGAGGGGGAUGGGGUUUUCUGUCCAGGUGGGACCAUGUCCAAUCUGUACAGUGUACUGCUGGCCAGAUACCACUUCUUCCCUGAAGUGAAGACCAAAGGGAUGAGAUAA